GUAAAUAACGGCCGCCGAGGAAGAGGACGACGAGUCGCAGAGAGCAGAGCAGCGAAGCAGCCGCGGCGGAAGCGAAAGGAGAAGACCCGUCGCGCCGCGGCCGCCGUCCGGCCAACGCGGCCGAUCCGGCUCCGCCGAGCCGAGAGCCGGUAAACCUCCCCCUCCCACAAAAUCCCCCCGUCGCCUGCAAGCGCCUGCGCCUCCGUGCAGCUGCGCACCGAAUCUCGAUCUGAGCCCCCGCCGACGACUUCGCAGCUCUCCGCCCCGAUCUGCGGCGCCGGCAUGGCGCGGUUCGAGGUGGGCGGGAAGUCGGUGCAGGGCGUGGACCUGCUCCGGCGGCGGCACUGGGCGUCGCGCCUCGACCUGUGGCCCUUCCUCGCGCUCUACGCGCUCUGGCUGGUGGUCGUAGUCCCGGCGCUCGACUUCACCGACGCCCUCGUCGUCGUCGGCGCGCUCUCCGCCUCCCACAUCCUCGCCUUCCUCUUUACCGCAUGGUCCGUCGACUUCCGGGCGUUCGUCGGGUACUCCAAGGUGAAGGCUAUACGUUCAGCCAACGCGUGCAAGGUAACACCUGCGAAGUUCUCCGGAUCGAAGGAGAUUGUGCCCCUGCAUAUACAGAAAACUGUGGCCUCCUCCUCAGCAGCAGGUGAGACGGAGGAGAUCUUCUUUGAUUUCCGUAAGCAGAGGUUCAUCUACUCCCCAGAGAAGGAUAACUUUUUCAAGCUCCGUUACCCAACAAAGGAGUCAUUUGAACAUUAUAUCAAGGGCACUGGAUAUGGAACAGAGGCUAAGAUCAACACCGCUGUGGAUAAGUGGGGGAGAAACAUAUUUGAAUAUCCGCAGCCCACAUUUCAGAAAUUAAUGAAGGAGCAAUGCAUGGAACCGUUUUUUGUUUUCCAGGUUUUUUGUGUUGGCCUUUGGUGUCUAGAUGAAUAUUGGUACUACAGCCUGUUUACACUUUUCAUGCUCUUCCUGUUUGAGUCUACUAUGGCAAAGAAUAGAUUGAAAACAUUGACUGAGCUAAGGCGUGUGAAAGUUGAUAAUCAGAUGGUGACUACUUAUCGCUGCGGAAAGUGGGUCAAAAUACCUGGGACAGAACUACUACCUGGAGAUAUUGUGUCAAUAGGCCGCUCAGUAAGUGGUGAAGAUAGGUCUGUACCAGCAGAUAUGCUAUUGUUGGCUGGAUCCGCGAUAGUAAAUGAAGCUAUUCUCACAGGAGAAUCUACUCCACAGUGGAAGGUCUCAGUUGCUGGCCGUGGCCAUGAGGAAACACUAUCUGUAAAGCGAGAUAAGAAUCAUAUCCUAUUUGGUGGCACUAAAAUAUUGCAACAUACUCCAGAUAAGUCUACAAACCUUCGAGCACCUGAUGGUGGUUGCAUAGCUUAUGUCUUGAGGACUGGAUUUGAGACUAGCCAGGGAAAGUUGAUGAGAACCAUCCUAUUCUCAACUGAGAGGGUUACUGCAAACAGUAAGGAGAGUGGCUUGUUUAUCCUAUUUUUGCUUUUCUUUGCAGUAAUUGCAUCCGGCUAUGUGCUUGUCAAGGGAUUGGAGGACCCAACAAGGAGCAGAUACAAGCUUUUCUUAAGUUGUUCAUUGAUUCUUACUUCUGUGAUACCUCCUGAAUUGCCAAUGGAGCUUUCCAUAGCAGUUAAUACAUCUUUAAUUGCACUAGCCCGCCGUGGUAUUUUCUGCACAGAGCCAUUCAGGAUACCAUUUGCUGGGAAGGUUGACAUAUGCUGUUUUGAUAAAACCGGGACAUUGACAUCGGACGAUAUGGAAUUCCAAGGUGUUGUCAGUUUGGAAGGUGAUGAAGAAUUGAUAACAGAUGCAAAUAAGCUGCCACUGCGCACCCAAGAAGUAUUAUCCAGUUGCCAUGCAUUGGUAUUUGUAGAUAACAAACUGGUUGGCGACCCCCUUGAAAAAGCUGCUAUAAAGGGCAUAGACUGGAUCUACACAUCUGAUGAGAAGGCCAUAUCCAAAAAGUCUGGUGGUCAACCUGUAAAGAUUGUGCACAGAUAUCAUUUUGCUUCACACUUGAAGAGAAUGUCCGUUGUCGUCAGUAUACAGGAGAAAUAUUAUGCUUUCAUAAAGGGUGCACCAGAGACCAUCCAGGAGAGGUUAGUUGAUUUACCUGCGGGAUAUGUGGAGACAUACAAAAAAUACACUCGACAAGGCUCCCGAGUCCUGGCUCUUGCAUACAAAUUGCUUCCGGAUAUGCCUGUAAACGAAGCUAGAAGUUUGGAAAGGGAUCAAGUAGAGAGUGACCUAACUUUUGCAGGUUUUGCGGUUUUUAACUGUCCUAUAAGGAGUGACUCCGGUGCUGUCUUACAAGAACUGGAGCAAUCUUCCCAUGACUUGGUUAUGAUCACUGGGGACCAAGCUUUGACUGCUUGCCAUGUUGCUGGUCAAGUUCAUAUCUGUUCCAAACCUGUUUUAAUUCUGACACGUACAAAGGCUGGCAGUUUCGAGUGGAUUUCCCCUGAUGAAAUUGACAGAGCUCCAUACAGUGCUGAGGAGGUUGCUGGGGUAUCUGAAUCGCACGAUCUUUGUAUUAGUGGAGACUGCUUUGAAAUGCUACAAAGGACUGAUGCUGUUAUCCAAGUCAUCCCAUAUGUGAAGGUUUUUGCCCGUGUUGCUCCUGAACAGAAAGAACUUAUACUGACUACAUUCAAAACCGUUGGGAGAGUUACACUGAUGUGUGGGGAUGGAACCAACGAUGUUGGUGCACUAAAACAGGCUCAUGUUGGCAUAGCUCUUUUGAAUGCCGAACCUGUCCAGAAAUCAGAUACAAAAUCUCAAGCAUCCAAACCUGAAAAUAAGCCAGGGAAGUUGAAAAAACCGAAACCUUCUCAGGAAGGAUCAUCACAAUUGACCCAACCUGCUAACAGUUCUGCUAAAGCAUCCAGUAGCCGUCCCUUGACUGCAGCUGAGAGGCAGAGAGAAAGACUACAGAAGAUGAUGGAGGAAAUGAAUGAGGAAGGUGAUGGCCGUUCAGCUCCUAUUGUGAAGCUUGGGGAUGCUUCCAUGGCUUCGCCUUUCACAGCAAAGCAUGCCUCUGUUGCCCCUACACUUGACAUCAUCCGCCAGGGGAGAAGCACCCUAGUCACUACCCUUCAAAUGUUUAAGAUUCUUGGGCUGAACUGUCUUGCCACAGCAUACGUUCUCAGUGUGAUGUAUUUGGAUGGCGUCAAGCUGGGUGAUGUUCAGGCUACAAUCAGUGGUGUCUUCACUGCAGCUUUCUUCCUCUUCAUUUCCCAUGCUCGACCCCUUCAAACACUGUCUGCGGAGCGGCCUCAUCCAAACAUAUUCUGUGCAUACGUCUUCCUUUCCAUUCUUGGUCAGUUUGCCAUGCACUUGUUCUUCCUGAUCUCAGCCGUCAAUGAAGCAUCCAAGUAUAUGCCAGAGGAAUGCAUUGAGCCUGAUUCAGAGUUCCACCCAAAUCUUGUCAACACGGUUUCAUACAUGGUGAACAUGAUGAUCCAGGUUGCAACAUUUGCAGUGAACUACAUGGGACACCCAUUUAACCAGAGCAUAUCGGAGAACAAGCCCUUCAAGUAUGCUCUAUAUGCAGCAGUUGCUUUCUUCACUGUGAUCACAUCGGAUAUGUUCAGGGAUUUGAAUGACUACAUGAAGCUUGUACCCCUGCCUGAAGGAAUGAGGGGCAAAGUGAUGCUUUGGGCUAUCCUUAUGUUCUGUGGUUGCUAUGGAUGGGAGCGGAUUUUGCGAUGGGCGUUCCCAGGCAAGAUGCCAGCAUGGGAGAAGCGUCAGAAAAAGGCAAUUGCAAAUCUGGAGAAAAAACACGAAUAGUAUCUUGUAUUUUUUUCUUUCACUUCAAUUCUUUACUCCACUGGCAUAGUUUUAAUCUAAUAUGUAGCUUAGGAGAAUUUUGUCGGACUGUAGGUCCCAUUACUAGCAAGAUACAUGGUCAAUAUCCACUCCGCUUAGGGUUGGACGAGAUUUCACAUUUUUCUUCCAUAUCAUCUGUUAAUGAUGACAUAGCAUUGAUGAACCUGAAUUGCUACAGCAGUUCUCUCACGGGAGAAAUUACCUGAAUUCGCUAUACAUCUUAUCGAUUUGUGGACUCCUGUAGUCUAGUGG
Messenger RNA from Oryza brachyantha (malo sina), 4098 nucleotides. RefSeq names its product probable manganese-transporting ATPase PDR2. Gene Ontology annotation, biological process: intracellular calcium ion homeostasis. Gene Ontology annotation, molecular function: ATP binding; P-type ion transporter activity; ATP hydrolysis activity. The coding region runs from base 283 to 3807 and encodes 1174 amino acids. The record is from RefSeq and is a predicted model, not a curated record. Gene Ontology annotation, cellular component: endoplasmic reticulum membrane. Lineage: Eukaryota; Viridiplantae; Streptophyta; Magnoliopsida; Poales; Poaceae. The transcript has 21 exons.